Blastomyces dermatitidis ER-3 is the source of this 1596-nucleotide messenger RNA. RefSeq lists its product as uncharacterized. Bases 444 to 1172 code for a protein of 242 amino acids. The record is from RefSeq and is a predicted model, not a curated record. NCBI's taxonomy places the organism in Eukaryota, Fungi, Ascomycota, Eurotiomycetes, Onygenales, Ajellomycetaceae. The transcript has a single exon.
GAAAGAGCUGUCAUCUUUUUAUACUUGUUGGCCCAGUUCUCCUUCUUCUUUGAUCCCGCCGCAACGGUUUUUUUUGUUUGCUCUUUGACCCCGAGAUCUGGUUGUAUUAUUUUAUUCGAACUAUAUAUAUCAAUACCGCCGUCCCGCCCGUUUGGGUUAAUUAUUAUUGUCUUCAUUCGCACCCGGAAUAAUCCUGAAUCAUCCUGAAUCAUCCUGAAUAAAACCUCCUUUCCGCGCUCCGCUUUAUAUAAACCUUGGUCCCCGGACUCUGAUUAUCUAUCUCCUCCUUCCUUCCUUCCUUCCUUCCUUCCUUCCUUCCCUCCCUCCCUCUUUCACUCAUAUCAAACAACAUACAACAUACAUACUACCAUAUCUUCCUACUACUACUACUACUACUACUACUACUACUACUACUACUCCUACUCCUCCUCCAUACAGUAUUCAUGGCAGAAGCUAUCUUGUCAAUACCUGACUGCUACUACAACAACCUCUACAAUCGGCAUCAGUCUCUCAAUAAGAAUAAUAAACCUCGAAGCACAUCCUCCUCCUCCUCCUCCUCCUCCUCCACUACCAGCAGAAUGUGGUCCGGAUUCAGCUUCAGCAACAGCACCUUCUCCUCGCCAUCAGGCUCCCCGUCGUCCUCUCUUCCUCCGCCGCCUCCUCCCUCGCCCAACGACUCUCUGCUGGACAUUGCUCCCCGCAAGAGUUCGUUCUCCAUGACCUCGGGCAGAAAUACCUCCUGUGCCUUUCCCUCCUGGCCCAACCGCUCCUCACUCUUCUCCGACUCAGACUCCUCCGCCAGCUCCUAUCUCUCAGACGAGGAUCUCUUCCCAACCUCGCCCUCGCCUAGCUCCGAAUCCGCCUUUGAAGAAGAUGCCGUUUCCUACCACCCAGUCUUUGCCGCCGGAGACCUGACCACAGAAGAGCAAAUCUCCCUGAUCAACGGGCGAGUAGAUGAAGAGGAGCGACGCCAGAGAUACCUUGCCAACGCCCACGCUCAGCUCCGCGCGCAACAAGCACAACGAGCAGCCCAGAUACUUGCUGCUGAGCAAUCAAGCGGCAAGAGGAGAAAGCGACGCGUUGUUGCGGACAAGAAGCGCAGGACAACAUCAUCAUCAUCAUCGCCAUCACCGUCUUCGGCUUCGGCUUCCUCCAAACCGUCUUCUAGCUGAGUUUUAUUCUAAAAGUAUGUGACGUGUGCUCAUGCUCACAUUGCAUCACAUGCAUAACUCAUCAAAAUCCUCAUUCCACACACCUCCCAAGUUUAGAACCUCCUAAACUCAACAAAACUCAACCUCCUCUACGAAGAUAACAACCUCGACGGAGCAUAUGCCAACACGUGCAUUGCCUCGCUUGUUUUACUUUACCCGGUGUGCCCAACAUCCAUCCUACAUGGGUUAAAUUCCGAUGAUGUGGAGACUCUAAGGAAACCCGAAGACGCGAAAACGCGAAAACGACUUUUUAUUUUUGUUGAUUUUUCGUCGGAAUUUUCCCUCCAGGGCCCCCCACCAUGUGAAAGAGCGGUGUCGCGGAUCCGGAAGGAAUUAGUCGGGACAGAAAAAAGAGACGCGAUGCCUUUUUUUUUUUUUUUUUUUU